Messenger RNA from Diorhabda carinulata, 1413 nucleotides. RefSeq lists its product as uncharacterized. The record is from RefSeq and is a predicted model, not a curated record. The coding region runs from base 117 to 431 and encodes 104 amino acids. NCBI's taxonomy places the organism in Eukaryota, Metazoa, Arthropoda, Insecta, Coleoptera, Chrysomelidae. The transcript has 3 exons.
CGAGGCUGUCGACCAAGAUUUAAUUUUGGCGCGAUUUUAAUCGAAAUGCCACGAUACGAUACGAGACGUGCAGGCGCAUGCGUGCUGGACUGCUGGUGUGAACGCGUGUGCGCGUAAUGGCGGACGGCAGCAAAAAGUUGUUUGGCGGUUUGUCGGCAUAUCUAUCGACUUUUGGAGGGAGAGAUUUUACUGGACAUACAAACCGCAUUUUAAAUUUUUUGUUCAUUUAUUCUCUUGCAACUAAUUGGAAUUUUUGUGGCAAACGAGGUGAGAAAAAGGCUUUUAAAAACUUAAACGUAAAGGAUGUGAUUAUUGGUGCUGUAAGAAAAAGCUCCCCUCUAGUCAGUCAGAAAGAAAUAGAAGAUACCAUCAAGGUGUGGUUGAAACAUGCACCAGAGAAAUUGAAAAAGCAGCAGCAUGGCAACCCGUAAGAAAAAAAGUGUUGUUAGUCAAAGACAACUCUACAGAAGGAUGGCAGAAGCAAAUUUAGCACCUGUGAGUCAGAAUUGUUAUAAUACAUCUUUAAUAGUUAAUAAUGAUUCCAAUGAAUCAUCAAAUUCCGUUUUUUUUUGCUGGUUCAAUGUGUGAAAGUGAAAAUGACACCUGUUCCUCAAGAGAUUUAGAUUUUAAUGUAAACUCGCCUAAUGAAAAUUUGCUCUUCAAUGAUGCGACGUUAUACAACCAUUUGACUUCCUAUUCCAGUAACGUGCCCCCUAACGAUUUAUUUUCUAAUGAACCGCCGCCUAGCGAUUUGCAUUCGAAAUUGUCAAACUGGGCAGCUUCAAGGUACGUUCGACGUACAGUAGUUACUCAUCUCUUGCAUUAUCUCCACCAUUUAAAAUCGUUAGUUCAGUCUCCGAAUAAACCGUUACAACAGAUUAAUAGACGCUUAAAAGAAAUUGAAAUGACAGUGUACGAAAAACAUGACUCUACUUCACCUGAUGAUGAACACUUCUGUAAAUGUGAAUUGUCCCAUUUCUUAGGACCAACGCCAAAUUUCUCUUGCAAGCAGUAUAAAAAGCUUCAUUAUAAAGAUUUUAUUUUUUCUAUUGCAUCAUAUUCAGAAGCAAAUUGUUUUUGUCUUACCUUAGAAGGACUGGUUUUCAAAAUAGAAAAUAUAGUAGUGGAUAAUAAUGGAGCAGUUUUUAUAUUAGGUAGGAGGUUUCAGGAUUACCGUUCAUUUUACAAAUACCCUGUCGACUCAAAAGAAUUUAUCCAAAAUUUAUCAGAGUAUAUCGAGUUAUUGCACUGCCACAAAGUUUUUUCGAAAUGUAUUGUUUUUCCUUUCAAGCAGGAAUGGUUGUCAUUUUCAUUAUUGCAUCAUUAGUAAUUCCUUAUUUCAACUUUUAUGUUCUAUAAGUGUAAUAGUAUGUAGUUUUUUAAGAUUUUGUAAUAAACUGGUAUUAAUUUGAA